Ochotona princeps (American pika) is the source of this 736-nucleotide messenger RNA. Its product is annotated as C-C motif chemokine 2. Gene Ontology annotation, molecular function: CCR chemokine receptor binding; chemokine activity. Gene Ontology annotation, cellular component: extracellular region. NCBI's taxonomy places the organism in Eukaryota, Metazoa, Chordata, Mammalia, Lagomorpha, Ochotonidae. The transcript is spliced from 3 exons. Gene Ontology annotation, biological process: positive regulation of ERK1 and ERK2 cascade; neutrophil chemotaxis; positive regulation of GTPase activity. Bases 59 to 433 code for a protein of 124 amino acids. The record is from RefSeq and is a predicted model, not a curated record.
GCUGAGGCCAACUCGAAAGCUGCCAACUCCUGCUCAAGCUCAGCUCUCACCCUCCAGCAUGAAGGUCUCCGCAGCACUUCUGUGCCUGCUGCUCACAGCGGCCACCUUCAGCUCCCACGUGCUUGCCCAGCCAGAUGCCGUUAAUUCCCCAAGCACCUGCUGCUAUGCAUUCAACAGGAAGAUCCCGGUGAAGAGGCUGAUACACUAUACAAGAAUCAGCAACAGCAGGUGUCCCAGAGAAGCUGUGCUCUUCAUAAGCAUUCAGUCCAAGGAGAUCUGUGCUGAUCCAAAACAGAAGUGGGUGCAAGAGGCCAUUACUGUCCUCGACAAGAGAGCUCAGACACUGAAGACUUUGGCCUCUUACUUCACAACCCAAGAACCCACAGCUAAUAUAUCUUCCACCUGGACACCCCAUAAUACUACUUCAUUAUAAUUAUAAGAAGUAUGAACUUUGUUGAUUAUAUGUGAAACAUAAUGCCUUAAGUAAUGUUAAUCUUGAUUAAGUUAUUGAUGAUUUAAUUUUAUCUUCCAUUGGUGGUUUUGUAUGAAUGAAUACCUGGCACAUUUUUGCUUUUUCCCUGUGGACCUUACAUCUAUAACUGUAAAGUUUUGAGGGUCUUGUCAAGAAUUGUGAAUGCAAAUUUAUUGUGCUUUAAACCCAAGAUAUCGCAGAAGUAUUGGUAUGGAAAAUAAUAUUAAAUAACUAUUGAAUAAAGUAUAUAUUUUUGUAUAAAAA